AUGGCCAAUUCCCCGGAUCCUCGCGAAGGACUGAGCCCCUCGCCGUCCAAUAUGCUCGAUAUCUUCUCGGUCGACGAUGACGACGAUGACGGCGAAAGUUUCCACCCGACCGAGGAACAAAGUACCGAUGCAAGUGCCACGCAGGAUGAAGACAGCGAUGCUGAUUUCACCGAUGCCCAGGAGACCUUGCACGGCAUUGAAAUCAUCUACGAGGGCGGAGAAGACGACGAGGAAGAUGAAGAGGAGGGAAAUCACACCGAGACCGAAAACGAUGGUACUGCAACGAGAUCAAGAACCGCCGGCCGACCAGCACAGGUGACGGUCAACGACAUCCGCGGCCUACUGAGUGCCAGUGCGCCUCUCCGGCAGCUCAUUCUUAGUCGCUACCGCUUGCUCGGCCCGAACGGUGGAGUCCUUUUCGAUGAAGACGAGGAAGACGACGAGGACGAGCCGUACGAAUACGGCGGCUUCAGUCGCCGUCGCCGGGUCCAACGACAAAAGCCAAAGGGCGACCGCUUCCCCAAAGUCCCCAGUGAAGCUGGAAAGGCGUUGAUGAACUCAGGCACUUAUGGUUGUCGAGACACAUACUUGGACAUCCGACGUAAGAGACGGCAAACAAUCAGUGAACGCCUCCUAUGGCGACGUCUGGGGUUAGAGGCACGAUCCACUAUGAGACGACAAAACAACCUCAUCGCCCAAGAACAAGUACCCAACACCACCACGGCCGAUAAGAUCAUCCACUACGACUCACGAGCCUACUCGGGUCAGUUUUCCGACGACGGGAACUUCUUCUUUAGCUGCACCCAGAAUUUCAAGGUCCGCAUGUACGACACAUCCAAUCCUUAUGAGUGGAAAUACUACAAGACAGUGGAUUACCCUUUUGGACAAUGGACAAUUACAGAUGCGACGCUGAGCCCGGAUAAUAAGUGGUUGGCAUAUUCCUCCAUUCGACACACCGUUUGUCUGGCACCCACCGACCCGACGGACCACUCUGACCACACCUUAUUGGAUUUUACCAACUUCGCUCCCGGAGCAGGACAAGGCCGACCGAGCUACGGGUAUAUGGGCCGGCAUGGUUUCGGCAUCUGGUCCUUGCGCUUCAGCGGUGAUGGAAGGGAGAUUGUCGCCGGGACGUCGGAUCACUCGGUCGUGGUGUACGAUCUAGAACGCCGCCAGUCAACCGUUCGUCUCUCUAACCACGAAGACGAUGUAAAUGCGGUCUGUUUCGGCGAUAAGUCUUCACCUCAUAUCCUUUACUCGGGCAGUGACGACCAGACGUUGCGAGUUUGGGACAGACGAUCAAUGGCCGAUGGUCGUCCCGCAGGCAUUUUCGUCGGUCAUACAGAAGGCCUAACGUACGUUGACUCCAAGGGCGAUGGCCGCUAUGUUCUCUCCAACGGUAAAGAACAAAUGAUGAAGCUUUGGGAUCUGCGGAAGAUGAUUUCCCCGAAUGAAUUCUCGAGGAUCGACAUCCAUUCCUACACCACCAAUUUUGACUAUCGAUUCUCCUCGUACGAUGAAGACGACUACGUGCCCAAUCCCAAAGAUUGCAGCGUGGUAACCUUCCGGGGCCACUCCGUUCUCAAGACCCUGAUACGAUGUCACUUCUCCCCCCCCGGGUCGUCAAACUCUCGAUAUGUGUACAGCGGAAGUGAAGAUGGAAAAGUAUAUAUUUGGAACAUGGACGGGACCCGGAAAGCCACAAUCGACGUCUAUGCAGCGACGAGACACACGAGACCGAGAAGCGAUGGGAGUGACGGCUUUGGUGGUGGAGGGUAUGGGUAUGAGCUGCACGGCCACCACAAUAGUGUGUGGAAGACGUGCGUGAGGGAUGCAAGCUGGAGUCCUACGGCCCCGGUUCUGGCUGCGACGUCUUGGAACGGCUGGGGAAUGGCUACGGGCACAGUUUCGGUGCAUUCGUGGAACGACGGCGCCGAAGAUGACGAAGCCCUUCCGACCAUGUCCUCAAACUACAACGCCCGCCUCGAUCCCAAAGAAGAUUUCAACAACGCAAUGCGUCGUGCGCGAGGUGGAGGAGGACCCCGGGGCGGCGAUGCAACAACCAGAAGCAGCAAUAAUCCCACCACGACGCGGAGUCGCGCCGAGGGGAGAGGUUUGAGAAGCUUUCUCGUCAGGCCGCCCAGGUUGGGUGACGACGAGGGCGGCGGCGGCGGAGGGGGUGGAAGUGUUUGGUGA
Fonsecaea multimorphosa CBS 102226 is the source of this 2196-nucleotide messenger RNA. RefSeq lists its product as uncharacterized. The transcript has 4 exons. Bases 1 to 2196 code for a protein of 731 amino acids. Gene Ontology annotation, biological process: proteasome-mediated ubiquitin-dependent protein catabolic process. Gene Ontology annotation, cellular component: Cul4-RING E3 ubiquitin ligase complex. Lineage: Eukaryota; Fungi; Ascomycota; Eurotiomycetes; Chaetothyriales; Herpotrichiellaceae. The record is from RefSeq and is a predicted model, not a curated record. Gene Ontology annotation, molecular function: protein binding.